GCUGGUCACACUGUUUCUGAGCAACUACAAACUGUGACGACAUUGCUAUUUUUGUUUUUUGUUUCACCAGAACUGGAAACGAUGUCGGACCUCGCGUAUUUGGACACGCUGAACAACAAGCAACUGCUGGCCAAAUGCUUGGAGCUUGGUCUGCCCGGCGUUCCUGUGACAGACAGCACCCGCGGCGUCAUCAUCCGCCGGCUGCGAGCGGCGAUCACCGGGACGCCCCUAAACAAAAGCAAGACCAAGAAGGUGACCCCCAGGCGAGAAACUGUUCAUGGAAGCCAUGUGGCUCAGCCCACAUCUGAGCCAGUUCGCCGCACUGCUGGUAAAAGUCCAAGUCGUGCUGGGGGAGAAAAAAUCAGCGCUGCCAGUCGGCGUACCAUAGCAUAUGGAUUGGACAAUACGUCGCUUUCUGGAAGAUCUGUACAAACCACAACCACUGUGUCUGAUGUGGGCUCUCAAUCGGAGGAUGACGAUUAUUUUAUGGUGGACUCUCCCGGAGUGCGCUACUCCCAUUCCACCCAAACGCCUGGCGAAGACAAUCGACGCAGGCGUUCAGUUUCUUUGACAAAAUCUGGAGUGUUGACCACAUCUUAUACUCGUGAAGUGAACCAGCCUAACUACGUGCCAGAGGCUGAAGAAGAGGAUCAACCCCGUAGCUACACAUACGAAAGACCAAAGGUUCAAACCUCGCCUCUGCACACAUUGCCCACUUAUGAGCCUCGCAUAGAGCCAUCAACCUAUAGACGCUCUGACCUGGGCUUUUCUCGGCCAUUACUUACUCAGAGCCAGCUUAACUCUACCAGCUACUUGGAGGAAUCGGGAUACAACCAGACGUCUUCGCCUAUUUAUCCAAGGAACACAUUCAGCGGCUCGGCAAAGCCAUUCGGAGUUCCGGCCCCAGGAGCAGCAGAAUCCAUUUCUCGCCAGCGUCGUCCUGUUAGUGGAUUUAGCAUGGCUAGGGGUCGUAUUCUGCAGCCUACCACCGCAGUGAAUACGCUUUAUCCCCAACUGAAUCAGUUCUACGAUCAACCUGACAACACCCACUCGGACAGCGAGUCGGAAGUGGAGGAAGCCCCUGUCAGAGCCACUCGCCUAUCACCUCCCCAGGCCAGACCCCAAGUUCGAAGACCUCUGCUGCGCCAAGAGGAUCAGGGUUCGCCCAUGUCGCAGUUUAAGGAGCUGGUUUAUUCCGUGAAUCGCCAGUAUAACCUCAAGUUUUACUUCCUUCUCAUUCUGGGCGUGAUGCUCGCCACGUGUUUCUACGUGAUUUUGACGUCUGGAGAUAGUUAAAUAUGUAAAUUAGUACCUAAAUAUAUGCCUUGGAAAUGUGGCUAUUGAUUAAUA
This is a messenger RNA of Drosophila bipectinata, 1350 nucleotides long. RefSeq names its product bocksbeutel (gene bocks). NCBI's taxonomy places the organism in Eukaryota, Metazoa, Arthropoda, Insecta, Diptera, Drosophilidae. The record is from RefSeq and is a predicted model, not a curated record.